AUAUGCAUGCUUUUUAAAUACUAAAGAAAAUGAAUUGAUAGGGGAAUAGAUAAAGUAUAUACAAAACGGCUGCAUUCAGUGGAAACUUGCCUGAUUGACCGAAUGCCGAGUCGGUAAUGACCACCAUGUAAAAAGCAUGCAUAUUCAUUAAACUUACAUGAAGUAGAAGCAUACACUUACAUGAACUAAAGAUUAAUAACCAUAUAAAUGCUUAUAUCUUUUGUUUUCUAAUGUUAAGGACAAGUUAUAUUUAAUUUGGUCACACACGUGAGACAACUAGGAUCGUUGGCAAAAUCCCUAUAUUUUCUUCUAAAACAUUGUUUAUACUAACCAUCAAAACCCUUAAGGAUGAUUUAAGGGUCAGAUGGUGGGUUUGUUUAGCUGAAGGGGCAGCUUAGACUUAACCCCAAACAAACUAAUUUUCUUGGUUUGAUGAAUUAAACAAAUUGUGUACAAGUCUACGUACAUGAACCUUAGCUAUUUGUAAAAGCAUACAUGAGAUGAUUAAGAAAUGUAAGUUUAGUUUAACGAGUUCAACAGAUUAUUGAACAAAUAGAAAUGCUACUUUAACUUGACAAUUGUCAUCAAAUACUCGAGAUCGUUCACGCAUGACGUUUAUAUGAAUCAUAAAAAAUGAAUAAAAUUUUGAAAAAAGAACCAAUGGCUGAGGAGGCAUAGGCUAUUCGCGGAGACACGGAGCCGUUUGCACUUUGCACCCAUCACCUUGGAAUCUCACUUUUACUUCUCUCUCCUAAUCACCAACUAGUCAACAACCACACACCAUUUCCUUUUGUAAAACUUAAUUCAAAUUCACUUUCUUCCUACUUAGUUUGUUCAUAUAGAUUUUCUUGUUUACACAAUUUAAUCAAUUGUCUAAGUAUAUUUGCCGAAUAUUUAUUUUGCUGCAGUAAUCAUUCGAUUUGCAAAUUAUUUAGUAGGGUUCAUCCAUUAUUUAUCAUCCAAUUAAAAUGUUUAUGAUAAAAUAAAAAAUCACAGAAUGGCCCAUUCCUUAACUCAAGUAUCAAUGCAUCUCUCUAUAUAUACAUUGGUCUGCUUCAUCUUCCAAAAACAUUGAAUACCUUGUCGGAAUCUCUAUUAUCUCUCUCUCUCCAAAUAUUUCUUUCUUGCAUCCAAAGCAAAUCUUCAUCAUCUUCUUCAAAUUCUCUUGAAUCUCCCAGAUAACAGCAAACCAGGAGAAAAUUAAAACAUUAAUUAAUAUUAUCUGAAACUAUGAGUUGCAAUGGUUGUCGUGUUCUCCGGAAAGGUUGCAGCGAGACUUGCAUUCUCCGUCCCUGUAUCCAGUGGAUCGAAUCAGCCGAAGCUCAAGGCCACGCCACCGUCUUUGUAGCCAAAUUCUUCGGCCGUGCUGGCCUCAUGUCGUUCAUCUCCUCCGUACCGGAAUCUCAGUGCCCUGCUUUGUUUCAGUCCUUGCUCUACGAAGCUUGCGGAAGAACUGUGAAUCCGGUGAACGGCGCCGUCGGGUUGCUGUGGACGGGGAACUGGAGUGUCUGUCAAGCGGCGGUUGAGACGGUGCUCCGCGGCGGUUCUUUGAGACCUAUCCCUGAGCUGCUUACACGUGACGGCGGAUUCCCGUCGCCGACUUCCGACGAAGCAUCCGAGAUUUGCAUGGAGAUGAUGAAUGAUUCCGGUGAUCGGAAUGUCUACUACCACCACUCCAGAUUCUCGAGCUCUAGGUCCAGAGCGACGGCUUCUCCGCCCAAACGGAGACGAUUAGCGUCAGAGCAACAACAAGAACGACCGUCGUCGGAGCUAGAUUUCUCUCUAAUCCCUACUUUUCCGGUUAAAACGACACCGUUUAAGGAGGAAACGCGUCGACCAGAAACACCGUACUCGGAGGAAUCCGUUACAACGGCGCCGUUUCUGGAUCACAUCGCCAGUGAGCGGUUUGUACGCGGCGGAGGAGAAACGACAAAGUUGCUCAACCUUUUCGCUUGAACGGCCUUGUUUUUUUUAAAUUUUGGGUUAAAAAUGUAAUUUUGAUAAACUUUUUUUGCCUCUUCGUGGAUUAAUAUUUUGGAAAGUUAAUACACUGGCAAAUUACGUGAUUGUUUUUUUCUUUUUGAACAACUCGUGAUUUUUUUUCUCUCA
Messenger RNA from Brassica rapa (field mustard), 2109 nucleotides. Its product is annotated as LOB domain-containing protein 38. NCBI's taxonomy places the organism in Eukaryota, Viridiplantae, Streptophyta, Magnoliopsida, Brassicales, Brassicaceae. The record is from RefSeq and is a predicted model, not a curated record. Gene Ontology annotation, biological process: regulation of gene expression.